GAAGCAGUUUUUUGGCCUGUGACACGUAGCAACGGUGCUUGUUCAGGGUCCUAGGCUGAGUUCGGGGGUGUCCUGGCGCUGCGGGAGCUACUGCGGCCGCCUCCGCGUUUGAUUGUUUGCAAUGUCAGGCUUUGAAAACUUAAACACGGAUUUCUACCAGACAAGCUACAGCAUUGAUGACCAGUCACAGCAGUCCUAUGAUUAUGGCGGAAGUGGAGGACCCUAUAGCAAACAGUAUGCUGGCUAUGACUACUCGCAGCAAGGCCGAUUUGUCCCUCCAGACAUGAUACAGCCACAACCGCCGUACACCGGGCAGAUUUUCCAGCCAACUCAGACAUUUACUCCAACAACAUCUCAGCCAUUCUAUGGAAACAGCUUUGAGGAUGAACCACCGCUGUUAGAAGAAUUGGGUAUCAAUUUUGAUCACAUCUGGCAAAAAACACUAACAGUAUUACAUCCAUUAAAAGUAGCAGAUGGCAGCAUCAUGAAUGAAACUGAUCUGGCAGGACCCAUGGUUUUUUGCCUUGCCUUUGGAGCCACAUUGUUGCUGGCUGGCAAAAUCCAGUUUGGCUACGUAUAUGGAAUCAGUGCAAUUGGAUGUCUAGGAAUGUUUUGUUUGUUAAACUUGAUGAGUAUGACAGGCGUUUCAUUUGGUUGUGUGGCAAGUGUCCUUGGAUAUUGUCUUCUUCCCAUGAUCCUACUUUCCAGCUUUGCAGUGAUAUUUUCUUUGCAAGGAAUGGUGGGAAUCAUUCUCACUGCUGGAAUUAUUGGAUGGUGUAGUUUUUCUGCUUCCAAAAUUUUUAUUUCUGCAUUAGCCAUGGAAGGACAGCAACUUCUAGUAGCAUAUCCUUGUGCUUUGUUAUAUGGAGUCUUUGCCCUGAUUUCUGUUUUUUGAACUGAAUUUAUCUGGAAUGUGGACAUCAUUGGGCCAAAUAUACAAAAAGGACUUCGAACUCUUAAAUCGGACCAGCAAACUACUACAGUGCAACUCUCAUGCAGAUCUGACGUUUGACUGUUGGAGCAAUGGAAGUAAACAUUUUUAUAGAACUUUGGAAUACCAUUGGAUUUGUCUGCAGUAUGAUUAGCUUUAAGUGUCUGUGCUUAUACAAAUAAGAAGUGCUAUUUCUUUCCUGUUCCUGCAGCCUUUGAAAAACAACUUUCUUCCUUAAAUUAUAUUAUGAUGUUUUUGAUAGAUUUUUAUCAACUGUGGGAAACUAACCACAGAGCUGAUAAUCUUUUUUAAAAACAACCCAGUCAUAGUAAAGAAGACACAAGACUUAACUGCAGAAAUAUUUUCCAAGGAAUUAGGAAAGAAAAAUUGCCUGUAUUCUCAAGUCAGAGACUUUCAAGCAAAAAAAUUAUCCCAAUGUAGAGUUUAUGAGCUUGCACUUCAGAAAUUUGGCAUUCCUUUAAAUUAUCUCGUGGAAGUUUUGUGAAAAUUCAACAGUAGAAAAGUUCACAGUCUGCCUUAUUGUAGACAUGAAAUGUGAACACCUGUUUAGAUAUUAGCAUUAACUAGACCACGGUGACCUAGAUUGGUCACAGUAAUACUCAUAGUCGGAUCUCCAUAUUUGCCAGGAAAAAGAAAAUCACUAACCUCUUUUGAAAACUAUUUAAAAUGUGUCAGUUUCAGU
Molossus molossus (Pallas's mastiff bat) is the source of this 1634-nucleotide messenger RNA. It is a transcript of the gene YIPF5, whose product is annotated as Yip1 domain family member 5. Lineage: Eukaryota; Metazoa; Chordata; Mammalia; Chiroptera; Molossidae. Gene Ontology annotation, biological process: vesicle fusion with Golgi apparatus; endoplasmic reticulum to Golgi vesicle-mediated transport; regulation of ER to Golgi vesicle-mediated transport. The record is from RefSeq and is a predicted model, not a curated record. The transcript is spliced from 6 exons. Gene Ontology annotation, cellular component: trans-Golgi network; membrane. The coding region runs from base 122 to 895 and encodes 257 amino acids.